AUAUAUGACUUAUGUUUUACUAUGUAUUAAUAUUCAUGUUUACCUAUGAUCAUACCAAUAUGUUCAUAUUCCCCCAUUCUUGUCCUCACAGUAAUCCUGUUAAUUUAGAAUCCCUUUCUUCCUUCAAGACACAGUUCAUAUACCAUCUUCUACAAAAAAAACAGUCUUUCGUGAUUCUACCAACUACUAGUGCCUCCCUUCCAGUCUACCUGAUAUUGAAUGAAUUCUUCUAUAUUUAUUCUUUGCAUAUUCUUUAUAUACUUGUUGCCACCUCUAUCAGGGUGUAAACUCCUUGCAAGUAGGAUUGUUUUAUUCUUUGUAUUUGUAUCCCCAGCUUCUAGCACAGUACCUGAAAUAAAGUGGGCACUUGAUGAAUACUUAAGGACUGAUUGAUUGAUUUUAGACGUCCCUGAUCCAGAGGCAGGUUUAUUAAUCACUCUUUAUCCAAUUUAUCCAAUACUAACACAGCCCCAGUCUAGGAUUACCUAUAACUAUGGUUUAUUUUAUCUUGUACUUCUAAGAGCAUCGAUUAAGUGAGAAAUACUAGACAUGUUUUCUUGGAUUUUCAUGAGAAACCUUCAGGAGUCAUUUCUAAGAUCCCUGGAAGACAUAGAAAACCACAGCCUGUGAUCUCAAGAGAAAUUCUAUUAAAGGUCACCCUUGGUAGCAGCGACUAGUAAACCAAGAGGAGUUCCCUAGUUAUGGCAGGAAGUUGUGUUGCUUCUGUUAGAAUUCUGACAGUCAGCAAUCCCUUUUAAUUUCUUCCAACCAUUGAAUAUAGGAGCUGAUAUUCUCUUUUUACCUUCCUGUCUUAAGCAAGCCCUGAUCUGGGAACAAGGCAGGCCUCUCCAGAGUUUGACACAAGGUGAACAAAGAAAGCUUUGUUGGUGUCCAGUUCAGAAGAGUACAUUCUAGUUGCUGACAUAGUGAUAAAACAUCCAAGCUGGGUUGCUCUUAAGCUCUGUAGUAUCCUUGAGAUUUGUUUGUCUAAUAUUGAAAACUUAAAUUCAUAACACACAAUUGUGUUGAAAUGAAUUGAUUUUAUUCAAACCAUGAAAGGCCAUUUGGGUAGUCUUGAGAUUGCAAUGUAGACAUGCAGCAGAAAAGAAGUGGUGACUUUUAAAUUAAAAAAAAAAUUUACAUAUGCCAGUAUCUUAUUUUUAUGGUCUUAUAGAAAAUAAGAUCCUAAAUAAAGAAUGGUAACUUGAUUUCAUAUUUUACCUCAAUUACUAAUAAUCUCUAUAAGCCAACAGUGGUAGAGCUGGUCUUUUUUUUUUUUUAAGUUUUUCACCUAUAAAAUAAGGAUAGUCUGUGCCACAGACAAUUAUUUUUCUUAUUUUGUAAACUUAAUUUUAUGCCCUUUCUUGGAACAGCUCUUCUUGCUAUUCUAAAAACUGCAACAUUCCAUAAACCAGAGUUUUCAAAUACAGGAAUUAGCUCUUCAGAAUUUCUUGGAAUUAUUUGAGGUUGUAUGUGUGGCUUUCUAAAUACUUAAUGAUAAUUCAUUUCUUCAUGGCUCGAGGCUGUAACUUUUGACAAGUUGUGAGCCCUCUCAGUUCAAUGGCAUGUAGGACUGGCUGGAAAUUCAGACAUCCAACCCACCCUCCUCAUUUUACAGUAAAGAAAAGAGAGAUGCAGGGAAAGGAAUGGAGUUACCUAGUCACACAGAUAAUUUGGCAGCAGAGCAAACAUUUCAACAUCCGUGCCCUGAAUCCAAAUUCAGUGUUUUCCACUGAACAAAGAUGCAAGUUACUGUAGGCAACUGAGGGAGAAUUAAUUUUUUUAAAUGAGCAAAUAUUAACAGAAUAACUGGCUCUACUGAGCUUAAAUACUGUGCAACUAAGCACAUCCAUAUUGCAGAAUGUUUUCAACUCCAUUAUACAAAGUUAUUUAAGACCCCUAUCAAUUUAAAUCCUUCUCAAGGGAGUCCUAGCAGAGGAGUCUUCUUGUUUUGCAUCUAACAAAAUACCAGUGGGCAGGAUCAUCAAACAUUAGCUUUUUGAGUUUAUAUCUAAACUGAAAUAAAUAUAAGCAUCUACAUGAGAUAAAAGUACAAUUUACUUUAAUCAGUAGAAAUGUUUCCAAAUAGUAAUGUGUAAAUCAGUUUGGUGGUAGGUUCUAGUUGAAUCAUAUUUUAAAUUCAUUGAGGAAAAGAAUCAGAGGGCAGCUAGGAGGUUCAGUGAAUGGAGAGUCAGGUCUAGAGAUGGAAGGUCUUGAGUUCAAAUGCGGCCUCAAAUACUUCUUAGCUGUGUGACUGGGCAGAUCACUUAACCACCAUUGCCUAGCUCCUACCAUUCUCCUGCCUUGGAACCAAUAUACAGUAUUGAUUCUAAGACAGGAGGCAAGGGUUUGGGGAAAAAAGGUAAAAGUAAAGAAUCAUUACCUAACAUCUCACAUUUAUAGAAUGCCUUAAGGUUUUGCCUUGGAAACCUAACUGAUCUUUUUCUAGGUACAGCGUUGUAUAUGUCAUAUCUAUUUUGCCUAAAGCAUAAACCAAUUUUGCCCUGGUUCUGACUUAUGGGCAAGCUGUUUCUGACUAUAUUAUUUCAUUAUCAUUUUCUAAUUUAUAUUUAGGUGUUCUUUAUUUCUCAAGAGGUGCCUGGAAAUGAUGUCAUAUCAUCAAAUAUUUUUCCUUAUACCUCUCAGAGUAGGCAGUAUUGCCAAAUUUCAGAGCUGACUUGUUAGGAGGACAUAGGCAUACUCAAGAGGAUUGUUAGCUCCACCCUAGGGUGGCUGUGUGUCCCUUCCAUUUUUUUCCUGUUCUCUGGAGGAAGAAGGACUACAAUGAACUUCUCCCUAGGACCUCAGUGUUGAGCUUCCUAUUUGGACAGAAGAAUGGCUCUGUUCAGGCAGUUUACACUUCUUCUUUGGAAGAACUACACCUUAAAGAAGCGGAAGAUUGUAGUAACAGUCUUGGAAAUUCUCCUGCCUUUGCUGUUUUCUGGGAUACUAAUUUGGCUUCGCCAGAAUAUUCACUCAGAAAACAUUCCCAAUGCUACCAUAUACCCUGGCCAGUCCAUCAGUGACCUGCCCUUGUUUUUCAACUUUCCUCCCCCAGAAGACUCAUGGGAGCUGGUUUAUGUUCCUUCCAACAGUGAGGCUGUGAAGACUAUCACUGAGAUGGCAAAAAAGACUUUAGUCAUCGAUAUGAAAGUUCGUGGUUUUCCCUCAGAAAAGGAUUUUGAAGAUUACAUUAAGUUUAAUAAUCACUCUUACAAUGUACUGGCUGCUAUCGUGUUUGAGCACAACUUCAAUUAUUACAAGGAACCCCUGCCACUUGAGGUUAAGUACCACUUACGCUUCAGUUACUUUCGAAAGAAUGAUAUGUGGGCUGGGAUGACUUUCUUUUUUCCAAGAGAGAUUGAAGGAUGGCACACUACCUCUCUCUUUCCACUUUUCCCGAAUCCAGGACCUAGAGAACCCUCAUUCCCUGACGGAGGAGAACCUGGAUACAUCCGAGAAGGAUUCCUGGCUGUUCAGCAUGCAGUGGAUAAAGCCAUUAUUCAGUACCAUGCAAGCACUGCCGCAACCAGACUGUUUGAGAAAGUCACCAUUAUUGCAAAGAGGUUCCCAUACCCACCAUUCAUUUCAGAUUCUUUUCUGGUUGCCAUCCAGUACCAGCUUCCUUUACUGCUCAUGCUGAGCUUUACUUACUCCACACUCACCAUCAUCCGUGCCAUUGUACAAGAAAAGGAAAGAAAAUUGAAGGAGUACAUGCGCAUCAUGGGACUCAGCAACUGGCUUCACUGGAGUGCCUGGUUCCUCACAUUCUUCUUACUCCUGCUUUUUACUAUCUUUUUUAUGACCAUGCUUUUCUGUAUUAAGGUGGAAGAGGACAUUGCAGUGAUCACAAACAGUGAUCCUUCUUUGGUGUUUGUCUUUUUGAUGUGUUUUGCCAUUUCUUCCAUCUCCUUCAGUUUUAUGGUCAGCACCUUCUUCAAUAAAGCCAAUUUGGCAGCUGCUAUAGGUGGUUUCCUCUAUUUCUUUACAUAUAUUCCUUACUUCUUCAUUGGUCCUCGAUAUAACUGGAUGACCCUCAACCAAAAGUUAUCUUCCUGUCUCUUCUCAAAUGUUGCCAUGGCAUUGGGGGCCCAGCUUAUAGGCAAGUUUGAAGCAAAAGGAAUAGGAAUUCAAUGGAAAUAUCUUAUGAAAUCAGUUAAUGUCGAUGAUAACUUCACUUUUGGGCACGUGUUGAUAAUGCUGCUAUUUGAUUCUGCCUUCUAUGGUUUGGUGACUUGGUAUGUGGAAGCUGUAUUUCCAGGAGAAUAUGGUAUGCCUCAGCCCUGGUAUUUUUUCUUGAUGCCUUCCUACUGGUGUGGGAACCAAAGAUCUUCGAUAGGGAAAGAGGAAGAAGAUGAUGAUCCUGAGAAAGUUCUAAAAACAGAGUACAUUGAGGCUGAACCUGAAGAUUUAGUAGCUGGCAUAAAGAUUAAGCAUCUGUCCAAGAUGUUUAUGGUGAGGAAUAAGAGAAAAGAGGCAAUAAGAGACCUGACUUUGAAUAUGUACGAGGGGCAGAUCACUGUUCUCCUAGGACAUAAUGGAGCAGGGAAGACCACCACCCUGUCCAUCCUCACAGGUCUUUUUCCUCCUACAAGUGGACGGGCAUAUAUCAAUGGGUAUGAGAUCUCACAUGACAUAGUUCAGAUCAGGAAGAGCCUGGGCUUAUGCCCCCAGCAUGAUGUCCUCUUUGACUAUAUGACAGUGGCUGAACACCUUUAUUUCUAUGCUCAGAUGAAAGGCUUAUCUGAACAGAAAUGUCCUGAGGAAGUCAAUCAUAUCUUGAACAUUCUUGAUCUGGAGAAUAAACGCCACUCGCUUUCAAAGUCACUAAGUGGAGGAAUGAAACGCAAGGUCUCUGUUGGCAUCGCACUCAUAGGAGGCUCAAAGGUAGUGAUGCUAGAUGAACCAACUUCAGGAAUGGAUCCAAUUUCACGGAGAGCCACCUGGGAUCUCCUUCAACAGCAGAAAAAUGACCGCACCAUUGUGCUGACCACACACUUCAUGGAUGAAGCUGACCUCUUGGGGGACCGAAUUGCUAUUAUGGCCAAAGGGGACCUGCAGUGUUGUGGCUCAUCACUUUUCCUCAAGCACAAAUAUGGUGCAGGGUAUCAUAUGAUCAUAGUGAAGGAACUCCAUUGUAACACCAGUGAAAUUUCUCGUCUGGUUUAUCAUCAUAUACCAAAUGCCAUUUUGGAGAGCAACGUUGGAGCUGAAUUAUCAUUUAUCCUCCCCAAGGAGAGUGCACAUAGGUUUGAAAUUCUAUUUACUGAAUUGGAACUGAAACAGAAAGAGCUAGGUAUUGCCAGCUAUGGUGCAUCUGUUACCACCAUGGAAGAAGUCUUCCUUAGAGUUGGCAAGCUUGUAGAUUCAAGUAUGGAUAUCCAAGCCAUACAACUUCCUGCCUUGCAGUACCAGCAUGAGAGACGGGCAAGUGACUGGGCCAUGGAUAACAACCUCAGUGGAAUCAUGGACCUUACUGACAGCAUUGGAGCCUUAAUCAAGGAAGAUUGUACUUCCAUCAAAUUUAACACCAGGUUCUACCUUCAUUGCCAGCAAUUCUAUGCCAUGUUCACAAAGAAAACCUUGUACAGCUGGCGCAACUGGAAGAUCCUGGUGGCACAAAUCCUUGUGCCUCUGACUUGCAUCACAUUAGCCCUCAUGGCCAUCAACUACUCCUCAGCCAUUCGAGAUGACCCCAUCUUACAAUUAACCUUGGAUCAAUAUGGUCAGACAAUUGUGCCCUUUUCCAUCUAUGGAACCUCCAAACUGGAUCAGCAGCUUUCAGAACGCUUUAAAGAUAUGCUGCAGGCUGAGAAACAGGUCCCCCGGGAAGUGUUAGGUGAUUUGGAAGAGUUCCUGAUUUUUAGGGCCUCAGUAGAAGGUGAAGGCUUUAAUGAACGAUGCCUUGUGGCAGCUUCCUUCAAAGAUGUUAGAGACCAAACAGUUAUCACUGCUCUGUUCAACAACCAAGCCUACCACUCUCCUGCCACUGCUCUGGCCAUCGUGGACAAUAUUCUGUUCAAGCUGCUUUCUGGCCCCAGUGCUUCCAUUACUGUCUCUAACUACCCUCAACCUCGAGGUGCCAGCCAGACCACAACAGAACAAGCUGAUGAAGGCCACACAGGAUUUCAUCUAGCUCUUAAUUUGCUCUUCAGUAUGGCUUUCUUAGCCAGUACAUUUUCCAUCCUGGCAGUCAUUGAGAGAGACAUGAAGGCAAAGCAUAUCCAGUUUGUCAGUGGAGUCUAUGUCAUUCAUUUUUGGCUUUCUGCCUUGCUGUGGGAUCUCCUUACCUUCCUUGUCUCCUGUUCACUGCUGCUGGUGGUGUUCAGAGCCUUUAAUGUGGAAGUUUUCACCCAGGAUAACCACCUUGCAGAUGCUCUGAUGAUUUUAAUGCUCUAUGGUUGGUCCAUCAUUCCUCUCAUGUACCUGAUGAGCUUCUUUUUUUCUGGAGCUGCAGCUGCCUACACUAGACUCAGCAUAUUCAACAUCCUCUCAGGCCUUGCCACCUUUCUUAUCAUCAGCAUCUUGCGCAUGCCAGGACUCAAAUUGUUGCAACUUUCUAAAACCUUGGACAUGGUUUUCCUGGCAUUGCCCAGUCACAGCUUAGGGAUGUCUAUAAGCAAUUUUUUUGAAAACUUUGAGACCAAGAAAUACUGCACAUCUUCUGAGAUUGCAGCCCAUAACUGCAAGAAAUUUAAUAUUAAAUACCAAGAGAAUUUCUUUGCAUGGAAAGCUCCUGGGAUUGGGAAAUACAUGACUUCUAUGGCUGUUUCUGGCUUUGUUUUCCUCAUUCUUCUAUUCCUCAUUGAAACUAACCUCCUCUGGAGACUGAGAACUUUGGUCAGCGGCAUCUUCAGGACACGGAAUUGGGCACAGAUGCAUGUUCAAGCACCAGUGAUUACAAAAGACCAAGAUGUAGAAGAUGAAAAAAAGAAAGUCCUGGAAUCUCUUCCAGAGCUGUUGCUGAAUACCCCAUUGGUCAUUAAGGAUCUCACAAAGGUGUACAGCCAGAGGAUGCCCUUCCUAGCUGUGGACAGAAUCUCCCUCACAGUCCAGAAGGGAGAGUGUUUUGGACUGCUGGGCUUCAAUGGAGCUGGGAAAACCACCACCUUCAAAAUGCUGACUGGGGAAGACACCAUUACCUUUGGAGAUGCCUUUGUUGAUGGUUACAGCAUCAUCACUGACAUCAAAAAGGUACGACAGCGAAUAGGCUACUGCCCUCAGUUUGAUGCCUUGUUGGAACACAUGACUGGACGAGAGACUCUGAUCAUGUAUGCCCGGCUACGGGGCAUCCCUGAGGGCCAUAUUAGCAACUGUGUGAAGAACGUGCUGCAGGGCCUGCUCCUGGAACCUCAUGCAGACAAACUCGUCAAGACUUACAGUGGUGGCAAUAAGCGUAAGCUGAGCACGGGGAUUGCCUUGAUUGGAGAGCCUUCAGUCAUCUUCCUAGAUGAGCCAUCCACUGGCAUGGACCCGGUAGCUCGGCGCCUGCUCUGGGAUACAGUGACUCGGGCCCGGGAAUCUGGCAAGGCCAUUGUCAUCACCUCCCACAGCAUGGAAGAGUGUGAUGCCUUGUGCACCCGGUUGACCAUGAUGGUGAAUGGGCAAUUCAAGUGCCUGGGCAGCCCACAACAUCUCAAGAGCAAGUUUGGGAGCGGCUACACCCUCUUGGCCAAGGUUAAAAGCGACCGGCAAGAGGGCAAAAUGGAGGCCCUAGAGCUGUUCAAGAUGUUUAUCAACCAGACUUUCCCAGGGAGCAUCCUGAAGGAUGAACACCAAGGAAUGGUCCAUUAUCACCUGCCCAGUAAGGACCUCAGCUGGGCAAAGGUAUUUGGCAUCUUGGAGAAAGCCAAAGAGAAAUAUGGACUAGACGACUAUUCCAUCAGUCAAGUCUCACUGGAGCAAGUCUUCAUGAGCUUUGCCCACUUACAAUCUUCAGGAGAAGAUGAACGAUGAACAGUGGCAUCUACCAUGCAAUUGGCUUUCGGUACUUGUUAUCUGGUUGUUACACAAAAAAGUAACACCCUCUCCAUCACUUUUUAUUCUGCACCUUUAUUGUUAGUUGGUUCUUUUUGUAUUAUGGAUAUAGUUAAGUAUCCAUAAGAACAGACUCAAUACUGCUCUCAAAUUAGAGAUGGUGAACACGUUCUGGACAGCAGAAUAGGACCCUGGUCAUGGUGAAUGUUUACUUCUGAAUGUAGUCAUUUAUGGAAAUUCAAAGCCCUAAAUACUAAGCCAAAAUCAAUAGCAGAGGCGCUCUCAAAAUAAUGUAUCAAGGAGUAAGGAAUUCAAGGAAGGAAAGGACAGUGCUAAUCCUUACACUUACAAACAUUUGGAAGACCCUAAGACAUGUGGAUCCAUGGGAGUCAAUGGCCACCAGCCUAAAGAGAUUAAUAAGCCAUUAAAGUCCAGGAGUAAGGUGUGAAAAAAGGGAAUUCUGCUUAAUGCUCUCCAAAACGACCUGAAACUGUGACCCUAAAUGAUUCCAAUUAAGCAAAAUACAAACUUGGACAGAGACAUGUAUCAAUUUUUCAAGAUGGUGACCUCUGACUCUUGCUUUGUGUCCUAGGUGAAUUAAUUUACCAUUCACUUCUUGGUUUGGGGGCUCAUUUGUGGCAGGAGAUGGUGCUUACCCUCCAGUUUGUUCAUCACCAAUCCCUGCAUGCCCCCCACGAUGUGUUCAUGUGCACGUAUGUGAGAUGCCAACCCUGAGUCAUAUCAUGGUGGACAAAAUAUUUCAUUCUUUAUAAACAUAGCAUACUGAUUGGAGGGGAGGUCAGAAUCUUAUGCUAUAAUGCCCCAGUCAGACCAUAUCUGCAGGUCAGUGUUCAGUUCUGGGUGGUACCAUUUCUGUAGGAUGAAAACUAGAGUUUGUCGAGAGGAGGGGGAUUUAGAAAUAAGUAAAUGACCAUAGCUGAAGAGGUAUAAGUGUGCCCUAGGUACAGCUUGAAAAUGGUAUUUGCACAGGCCCCCAGUACAAGAACAUUCUUAAUAAACCCUGUUUACCUUUAUUGUUAUUUUCCUACAGAGGUGCUACUGCCUACCAGAGGCUUUGAGCCUUCAAUGUAACACAUGCGCCUUGACUUAUUAAAAAAUACCUAUAGGCCACAGAGAUCAUUAAAAAUAUGUGCAUUUAUUAAAAAA
This is a messenger RNA of Monodelphis domestica (gray short-tailed opossum), 9144 nucleotides long. RefSeq names its product ATP binding cassette subfamily A member 3 (gene ABCA3). Gene Ontology annotation, biological process: transmembrane transport; lipid transport. Gene Ontology annotation, cellular component: intracellular membrane-bounded organelle; membrane. Gene Ontology annotation, molecular function: lipid carrier activity; ATP binding; ABC-type transporter activity. The record is from RefSeq and is a predicted model, not a curated record. Lineage: Eukaryota; Metazoa; Chordata; Mammalia; Didelphimorphia; Didelphidae.